This is a messenger RNA of Durusdinium trenchii, 831 nucleotides long. The record is from the annotation of a GenBank genome assembly. Lineage: Eukaryota; Dinophyceae; Suessiales; Symbiodiniaceae.
AUGGCCUUGCAACUUGAGUUGGGCUUUGUGUCCAAGAGGCACAGUGAUGAUCGCAAAGCUCAAUCACCCGGGCAGGUGCUGGUGCCUGAUGCCUCCGGACGAGGAACGAGGCUCACGGCCGCACGGCUGGAACCGCGUUUUUUUUCCAGCGACACGCCCGAGCAUUGGCGUGUCACACAGGAUAACCUUGAUGGCCGAGAAGCACGAGCGAAUCUCAUGAAGAUGUACAUGGCGGGUGGCUUCGAUUCUCGCCAACCUGGCACUUCGCGAGAGAAGGCCUUGCGUUUCGUGGUGUCCUGGCCAUGGGUGCUUCUACAGCUCUUCGCGAUUGCGGUGGACGCCGCGGCGCUCAUCGGCCCGGUGGUCGCCCGCGGCGUCGGAGAGUUCUGGGCGGCUGGAGGGGAGCCGUCGGUCUUCCAUGCCUUGAAGAUGGUUUUCUUGUCACUGGUGUACCUUGCAGAUGUCGCCUUGCGGAUUUUUGGUUUUGGGCCAAAGGUGUUCAUGACCAAAUGGUGGAAUCUCUUCGACGCCUUCAUCGUCCUCCUGACCGUGGCCAACGCCGUGGCCGUGGUCACGGAGUCGGCGGGCGGCACCGGGCCGUUUCGCUUCCUGCGGCUGUUGCGCGUCUUCAGGAUUCUUCGGAUCAUUCGCAUCGCCUUCGUGGUGAGCCGCACGUUUCCGCGUUGCUGGAACCGGAUGCGACGGAUCACGGGGGAAAACAAGCGGCGCUUCGUGUCCUUGGAACAUGACUUUGACUUGGACCUGGUCUACAUCACGCCCCGAGCUCAACAACGCGUGCUCCAUGCUGGAAGACUGGACGAUGCGGCAUGA